Molecule: messenger RNA, 2043 nt
Organism: Schistosoma turkestanicum
Lineage: Eukaryota; Metazoa; Platyhelminthes; Trematoda; Strigeidida; Schistosomatidae
Source: the annotation of a GenBank genome assembly
AUGGAUUCACAAAAUAAUCAAUUUAAUAUUGAAAAUAUCACAGAAUUAAUCAAACAAUCCAAUGAGAAUAUUAAAGCAUUUAAAUUUAUUCAAGAGAAAUUUUCAAAUCCAUUGUCUACCAAUGAAUUUAUUGAUUUUUUACAAAUAAUCACCAACAAUCUGCAUGAACUGACAGCAAAUAAUUUAAAAAAGUUAUUAUUUGACAAUGUCAAUCCAUUUCAUUGGAUGAUUUUAAACAAUUCUACAAUUAAUAUGUAUAUCAUUAAUUUAUACGUAACAAGUAUUACGUAUUUUCCAAAUUUUCUUCAUGAACUAUGUGAAUUUUAUGUAACACAAGUGUUUUAUUUAAAGCAUUCCAUUGAACAACAGCAACCAUUGAACACUGAACAUUUCAACAAUUUCACUCAUAUUGCAUUAGAAUUUUUUAACUGUCUUUGUCAAAAUCUACCACAAUCUAUAACUAUUUUAGUUGAAUUAUUGAUUAAACGAUUUCCAAAUUGGCGUAAAUCUAUGAAAGAAUUAAUUUGGUCAACAUAUAAUCUUUUAUUUUUAUUAUCAAAUAGUAAAGCAGUGAAAUUAUUCACUGAUAAUCAAAUAUGUGAUUUGCUAUCAGUGAUUUUAAUGUGUAUCAUUGAUUUGGAAUUAAAUCCUGACGGUGUUCAAUGUGAAAAUGUCCUCGGUUUAUUUGAAAAUACUAGUCUAUAUACAAUAUUUGAAAAAUUUGAUAAAACUUUAUUUGAAACAAAUGUUAGCGUUUUAUUCAACGCUAUUAUUAUUCAACAAUCAAAUAAUAAUCAUUCGAAUCAUGAUAAAAAUUGGUUAAAACUUGAAUUAAUUUGUUGGCUACUUAUAUCCUAUAUAAGUAGUAUCUGUAAAGAAGAAGAAAAAGAAGAGACCAAUGGAAAAUUUAAUUGGAAUUUACUUUGUGCUAUAUUUCGUCGAAUACGUGAUUUAUUCACUGAGCAUAUUAUUCCAGUGAAUGUGCAUUUAGUCGGAUAUCCAAUGAUAUGUUUUUAUAUGUGUAGUUUACGUGGUGGAUUAGUCAUUAAUUUUAUUGAUUACCUAUGGAAUACUAUCAUUAAAGAUCAACAUCGUGAUGAAGAGAGUCGGCUGAUGGCAUUGUCUUAUUUGUGUUUUUUUGUGAUUCAUGGGAAAUUUUGUUUUAUUGAUUUGAUUAUUGAACUGAUGCAUGACAUGUGUACAUGGUGUAUUGAUUAUACUUAUCGUAAUCGACGGCUAUUCACCAAUUCAUCACACUCUUCCUCAUCAUCAUCGUCGUCCUCAUUAGUAUCUUUAUUAUCAUCAGCUGAAAAUAAACUCUAUUAUGCAAUAUGUAAUGUUUUAAUUUAUCUAUUUGUUCAAUUACAUUCUGAAUUGUUAAAUGAUCAAUAUUAUCAACAGUGUCAUCGUUUACCAAUUGCACAAAUUUGUUUAUCACCAUUUAAACCAUUUAUGAAUAUGCCAGUGGAAUUACGUCAAAUAUUUUUUCAAAUUAUAUCUACUUAUCAUUUAAGUUGGUCAUUAAUGAUUGGUUUAACGCAGUCGAUCAAUCAACCCGCUCCUUCUAUCGGUGAUAAUCAGAAAUCAAUCAGUGUAGAAAUGAUUCAAUCAUUUGCUAUUAUACCGAGUAAAUUUAUAUCUGUGCCAAAGAAUAAAUGUAAUUUAUCACUGUCAUUAUCGAUUUUUAAUCAUUUAUUUCGUAGUAUCCAGUUAGGUGAACGUUUCAUCGAUCACCAGUCAGAACAACAACAACUGGAUAUGUCUGUGAAUCACCGUAUCACGUCUACAUCGAUUUCACCAAGUUUAACAUCAGUACCACAUGGAAAACACAAGACAGAAUCAGAUAUUGAUGAAAAUAGUAUCAGUGAUGAAUCGAUUGUAAAAGUGACUAAGAAAAACAAAACAGCCUAAAAUUGAUCAUUGACAAUAUAUUUUUGGAAAUAAAUAUGCAUGUAUGUAUGUACAUAAUUUAUUUCUAGUUUUUUUUUCUGGGCUAUUUUUUCACAUUGUUCAUUGUUUAUACACUAUGUAAAUAAUUCAAAU